Sardina pilchardus (European sardine) is the source of this 5935-nucleotide messenger RNA. RefSeq names its product tubulointerstitial nephritis antigen-like 1 (gene tinagl1). Lineage: Eukaryota; Metazoa; Chordata; Actinopteri; Clupeiformes; Clupeidae. The coding region runs from base 331 to 1806 and encodes 491 amino acids. Gene Ontology annotation, cellular component: lysosome. Gene Ontology annotation, biological process: proteolysis. The transcript has 12 exons. Gene Ontology annotation, molecular function: peptidase inhibitor activity; cysteine-type peptidase activity. The record is from RefSeq and is a predicted model, not a curated record.
CAGAGUGACUGAGUGACUUGCAGGGCAGCAGAGAGGGGGAGAGAGAGAGAGAGAGAAAGAAAGAGAGAGAAAGAAAGGGAAGGAAAGUGAGCACGGCAAAGGAGAGAGUCUGAAACCUGAAGCCUUUCUCCACCUGCAUGUGUGUGUGUGUGUGUGUGUAUGUGCUGUGUGCGUUGAGUUGUUUUUGACACAGCCACAACAGAGUUAGAUUGGAGCACACACACCACAAGUGAAGGAGUUGUUUGUCAUUGGAUUUACAGCAACAGGAGAGUGAUACAGAGAGACAGAUUUAUUUUCUUCUGCAAACGCAACAGAAGGUGAGCUGUGGUCAUGAGGCCGCUGGCGUGUCUGGCUGCACCGCUGCUCCUCCUCCUCCUCCUCCUCGUUCUCCUGGUGCAGGACUCUAGCGCCGCCCGGGGAGGCUCGUCGUCGUCGGCGUCGGCGUCGUUGUCGCGCACCCGCCGCGACCUCAACAACCCCCUGCACCGGGGCGGCAUCCGCGACCCCUAUGGCUCGUACUGCGAGCGCCGCGGAGGCUGCUGCCCGGGCCGCGACGACCAGUGCACCGUGCCCUACCUGGACACCAUCUGCUACUGCGACCUCUUCUGCAACCGCACCGUCGCCGACUGCUGCCCAGACUUCUGGGGACACUGCCUGGGCGUCUCCCCGCCACACAUCGGUAUAUGCGAGAGGAACGGACACAGAUUCCACUCUGGGGCAACCUACAAAGAGAACUGCAAUUUAUGUACAUGUAGCAGUAAUGGCCGUUGGGAAUGUGAGCAGCACGCUUGCCUGAUUGAGGAUGACAUGAUCCAGGCAGUCAACAGAGGGAAUUAUGGCUGGAGGGCGGCCAACUACACCAAGUUCUGGGGCAUGACUCUGGACGAGGGGCUGCGCUACCGGCUGGGCACCCAGCCCCCCUCCCGCGUCGUCAAGGCCAUGAACGAGAUCCAGAUGAACAUGGACGACAGCAACCCUUUGCCACGCUACUUCAACGCAGCCGAGAAAUGGAAGGGGAUGAUCCACGAGCCUUUGGACCAAGGGAACUGCGCUGCGUCCUGGGCCUUCUCCACAGCUGCUGUGGCAUCCGAUCGCAUCUCCAUUCAGUCCAUGGGUCACAUGACUCCACAGCUGUCGCCGCAGAACCUCAUUUCCUGUGACACACGGAACCAGGGCGGCUGUGCCGGUGGCCGGAUCGACGGGGCCUGGUGGUACCUCCGCCGCAGAGGUGUGGUGACGGAGGCGUGCUACCCCUUCUCCCCCCCGGACCAGGCCCCAGCAGAGAGGGCCCACUGCAUGAUGCACAGCCGUUCGGUGGGCAGAGGCAAGAGGCAGGCCACUGCGCGCUGCCCCAACACCCACACCUACAACAACGACAUCUACCAGUCCACGCCUCCCUACAGGCUCUCCACCAACGAGAAAGAGAUCAUGAAGGAGAUCAUGGAUAAUGGUCCAGUGCAAGCCAUCCUGGAAGUCCACGAGGAUUUCUUUGUUUACAAGAGCGGGAUCUAUCGGCACACAGACGUGAACUACCAGAAGCUCCCCCAUUACCGCAAGCAUGGCACACAUUCGGUCAGGAUCAUAGGGUGGGGAGAGGUGGUAACCCAUGAUGGAACACGGAAGUAUUGGCUUGCCGGAAACUCUUGGGGCCAAGACUGGGGUGAGAACGGCUACUUCCGGAUUGCCCGCGGGGAGAACGAGUGUCAAAUCGAGGCCUUCGUGAUCGGUGUGUGGGGACGUGUGACCAUGGAGGACAUGCACAACCACCACAACCACCAAAACCACCACCACGGCCGGCGCAAGUAGACGCACACUCCAGACACUCGCCCCGCCCUUCUGUCAAACUUCCACAAUCCCAACAUUACUCUGGCAACUCCUGAAUGGCUGCCAUAUCGACGCAGGGUUAUCGUAGAAGUCCUACAACUCCACACCCACCCACCCCCCAUCACAACCCCUGUGGAAAAGGCCAAAAAAAUCAACAUAUCCCCCAAAACUGAAAAAAAAAAAAAAAAAAACCAUCAGCGGACACACAACCCCUCAGCAGUUAGCCUCUCAGGACACUCUGCUAUUCCAAAGACCAACUAUGAUGAUGACGACGUCGUCAGCCUUCCUUGUGUGUGGAGAGAGAGUGCCAUUUCCCCCACUGUUCUUCUUUCACAGCUGAAAUGUGCAAAGACUCUCUCGAUUUUAUAACUCCUCUCCUAUUGUUAUGGCUUCAUGCCAAUAUCGAAAAAAGCUGACGCCGAAGUGUUUCGGAUCGCUUUUGGAUCACAACAUUUAUAGCUGCCUGUGUGUCAUGCAAUGAUAGUCGCUAAAUGUUGUAACCUGCUGGCGGACAGUUGACAGUUGGGACAAUUGUAGAACCCAGUCGAGAUUAGGGCAACUGCUACAAUAUAGAGGGCCUCUAGUUGGGUAAAAUACUCACCUGUGUUUAGACGUGGCAGUGAAUCUAUGCUUCUCCAAGUACCACUGCAAUUUCAAUGUAUAUUCGAAUGAAAGAGUGUGUUUGUGUGUAUGUGUGCGUGUGUGUGUGUGUGUGUGUGUGUGUGAGUGUGUAUCACUAAACGACCUGAAUGGGUCACAUAUUAUUUUUCUGACUCACUUGUUCUUCAUAUCUGUCGUAGAGGAUUGGCAGGCCACUAGUUGGUAAACACUUCCCACAUUCCCCCCAAACCUUAGAGCUCAAACACACUGGAUAAGAACAGAGGGGUUACAGUAAUAUAAGCUUCUCAUUCAGAGUUGGCGUUGACCAAUAAUUUAUUACCAAACCAUAGCCUAGAUGUGAGUACUCUAUAAUAUUGUAAUAUAAAGUUAUCUAUCUAUAUAAAUAUAUAUGGAUAUGGUUUUGUGGUAGCCCUGCUCAUUGGUAGAAUGUAGACCCAAACAAACAAACAAACAAACAAAAAAAAUCAUUCACCCUUCACAAAUGGAUCUCCAUGCUAAUUCACGCUGGCUUUAGUCAUCUAGUCUGACUCGUGUAAAAGUGAUGGAUGAGGUCGUAAAUCAAGUUAUGCAAAAACAGCGCUUGAUGGUUACGGCCGCAUUCCCCAUCUGCGAAAAACACGACAGCCGUCGGAGCGAUUGAGGGAUAAUUGUCGUAUAGGAGACGAGAUUCCGACGGUUUCUGCCGGAGAGGACCACCUGCUUUUACAUUCCUUUAAAAGCGCUCUCUAUACAGACCGUACGCCAGCUGCACUCUCACCGUAUAUCAUGGCCUUGACGUUCCAAACGUUGGUCCUGUCACUCAUUCCAAUUUGUUGAGAGAUAAAGAAAAGACAGGAAGACAGGUAGACAACAAUGAUUAAAAGGUGGCUUGUCUGGAGCCCUGAGAGCUUUGCUGUCGAGCAAUUAUGUAGGAAGCCGUGUCAGUGUCAAGAGAUAUUUCAGCAACUUGAUUCACUUGGAAACCAAAAAGACAAACUACGAUUUGGCCUUUCUUUGAUCCAAAUCGAGCAUAUUUGUAUUAUAGUCUUAACCUGUUAUCCUGUAAAGUGUUAAAGGAGUCAAGUAUUAACCUUACAAGACCAUUUGCUGUUGUUUACUUUCACCUUUGCUGUAUUUUUUCUUUUUGGUGAUUGACCUCUGUGAAAAAAAACAAAAAAAAACACGGUGCUUUGUUUCAAUUUUUGUUGCAUUUUGUUUGUUUAGAGAGCAGUAUAAUGACCAUGUCUCCUCUGUGUCACAUCACUCCACUGAUUACAAUUGCAAUGCGAUGACUGAAAUGGAACCAUACAGGGAAAAAAAAAAUGUAAACACUCUUGCAUCCGAUACCAGUUUAUACAGUCAGCAGGAGGCACAGAGCAGGUGUUUCAGUUUGGUUAAUGUGUGGGCUACCAUGACAGUUAUUGUUCACCAGUCACUGAGACUGUUAGAGUUGCUCUUUGACAAAGAAUGUGUGUCCUAUGCAUAUGUGUUGACCUUGCUGUCAUGCAAUGUUUUUCUUGCAUGAAUGGCCCACGUAUUUGCCCUUCACCCCCUGUCACCAAGCCUAACCAUAGCAACAUGCUCUCACGCACGCAUCCCCCCAACACAUACUCCUCUCUCACUGGUAGAGAGAGAGGAAGAGCAACAGUGACAGAAAUGCACAUGCACAGACACACACACACACACACACACACGCACAGUCACGGACACAGUGCUGAUCAUCACGUACACCAGAGUCGAAUCUCAAGAGUUUAUGGUUUGGUGACUUGACUAUUCCGGAGAAGUUAACCUGUAAGUAGUAAACUUGAUAAGUAAAAGUAAAAGUUAAAGUAAAAGGAAGAGCCCUUUUGCUUGGAGAAUGUAUCCAUAGGGCUUCUCUUACUCCGAGUUAACUUAUCCGGGCUAGUCACGAAACUACGUACUUGGAAUACCCCUCAGGUCAGGCGCUCGUGUGGUGUGACCGUACAGUGACCCCAACACCCCUCUCCAGCCCACCAGCCCCCAGUUCUUUGGUCACUGACUGUUUUGCAUGUUGGCUUUAUGGAGAGCCUAAAUGGCCAAGGCUAGAGGUCGUUGGUCUGUAAUGCUUUUGCACUUAUAGACAACAGCUUGGGGUUCUCGUACGAUCCAAAUGGCAUGCAAAGAAUUGAUUUGGAAUGUUAAAGCAAUGCUGGAAAAAAGACAAUGAAUGUGGAAGUAUGCCAAAUUCCCUCUGUGGCCUUAGAACGGCUGUAGAUGGACGAUACCAACUGGUCUGAUUUGGAGUGGAAAAAUGUCACGCAACCAUUAACAUUUACUCACACACACAUCUUCAAUGAGACGCCUACAUCUCCAAAAGUGUGUGAUUGGAGGAAAGAAAUAAUAUAAUGCAACAACAUUUUUUUUUUGCAAAAAGAGAAAAAAACAAUAACAACAAAGAGUGGCCUUUCAGGGGUUUCUAGAGCCUCAGUUGCUAUGGAAUUAAUUGCAUAACAUAGAUGCCGUUUUAACAUUUACAGUUAGUAGCCGGAGAGGUGCAGAUCCGUGUCUUGAACUUUUCUUUUUAAUCUAACGCACACACUGAAUGUGCACACAAUAGUCAGACCUGUUACAGUUCGUUUUUAUAACCAUCACCAUUUUCACUGAGUUCUUCUUCUUCUUCUUCUUUUAUGAGGCAAUCAGAGAUCACUGCCGCAUCAGUGCUAACUGUUUCUUGUGUGAGCAGACGCAGUUUCUCUCUCAAAAGUAUUCUAAUAAAGAAAAAUAUAUUUGGUACCACAUUCUCUUUGUAUUUAUUUUUGUAUCACAUUGCCAUAAUAAGCUAUGUUAGCUACCGCUGCGGCAUCCCACACGUGGAUGCCAAUCUUCCAGUACACUUGGUUCAUAGACAGUAUGAUGUAAUCCCUCACCCCCUCUGCCCCCCCCCCCCCCCCCCCCCCCAUCCUGGCGUUUUUGUUUUAGUCGUUGAGACCAUUUUCCCAUCCACCCAUCCAAGAGCUCCUUCCCUUGUAGGGAUAAACUGGCCCUGCACAGACUAGAUCAACGGAAUGAGCGCAAUUGAAUCCAAAUCAUGCAGAGGAAAUCAUUGGCAUCUCGCCGGACUCUCCCCAUCAUUGGCAUCUCCCCCCCCCCCCACCCCCCGCCCCCCGCCCCCCGCCCCCCAAGUCCCAUCCAGCGCAAAUGGAACCCGUUUGGUUUUGGUCCAGUUUUAGGGCCCGAGCACCGAGGUGCGGCCGCUGAAGCAGAAUCUCCUUGGGACACAAAAUAAUCAGACCUUGUGCUUGCCUUUUUGCUCUUCUGUACGCAAACUUUUCUUUUCAUGCUUUUGUUUCAAAACCACAUGUAUCACGUUGUGAAUGUCAUGCCAUUGUGAUAAUCCAUGUUUAUUUAAGGACUAAAGACUGUGUAAAGAGUUGUAUGCGUUCACUUUUCUUGUACACCAUGCAUCGUCUCGUCUGUCUUUUUAAUGGUGCACACUCAAAGAAAGACACUGUAGUGUUCACAAACAAACAAUAAAAUCUUCCCAAUCCAA